AUGGCGUUGUGGGAAGGCAUGUGCUCGAACAUGUACUUUGCCCUUUUCAAUGGCGGGCCACAGACCUUUAUCUUCAGUUUCAUAAUUGUUUUCUUCGGCGCCAUCGCCCAAGCUGCCUCUUUGGGAGAGAUGGCUUCCAUUCAACCUGUGGCUGGCGCCCAAUAUCACUGGACAUAUUACAUGGCCCCUCCAUCUGUCAAGCGAUUUGCGACCUGGAUCCAAGGAUGGGCGACAUGGUUCGGUUACAUCUCCCUGUUGGCAGCUAUCGCCAACGUCACUAUUAUCCUCCUUGAGUCAAUGAUCAGUAUUAACCACCCCAACUAUGUUGCUGGUGGUUGGCACACAUCAGUGCUUGUAAUCGCCAUGUGUCUUGUCCACGGACUGAUGAAUGUGUACGCCUUCAAACUUAUCCCUUGGAUCGAGCUGGUCGCCGGCGUUCUCCAUGUUUGCCUGUUUGUCAUAUUCGUCGUUGUUCUCGUUGUCAUGGGCCCACGAAACCCUUCUUCCUUCUGGCUAGAGCGCAGCAUCUCAUCUGGAUGGGAAAAGAACGAGUAUGUUUCGUGGAACUUGGGUAUGCUGACUUGUGUCUGGAGUUUCACUGGUAAGUCACCUCUGUAA
Molecule: messenger RNA, 618 nt
Organism: Fusarium graminearum PH-1
Lineage: Eukaryota; Fungi; Ascomycota; Sordariomycetes; Hypocreales; Nectriaceae
Exons: 2
Coding region: 1-618 (205 amino acids)
Biological process (GO): transmembrane transport
Cellular component (GO): membrane
Molecular function (GO): transmembrane transporter activity
Source: RefSeq, a predicted model, not a curated record